Doryrhamphus excisus (bluestripe pipefish) is the source of this 1281-nucleotide messenger RNA. The record is from RefSeq and is a predicted model, not a curated record. Lineage: Eukaryota; Metazoa; Chordata; Actinopteri; Syngnathiformes; Syngnathidae.
AGUAGAUCUCCACCAAUACCCUUACGAACCGCUGCGGUACAUUUGUAGAAUCCACAUGAUGUUUAGUCUCGCGGGUGGAUUAUUCGGUCAAAAUGGCGCUAUGUUUACCUCUGUGCUGUCGUUUGAUUAUCCAAAGCUAGCCUCAUGGAGAGUUUCAGUCAUUUAAUUCACCGGGGAAGAUAACUUUUAUUCAACAUUUCAGCGACGGGAACGCUGUAUACAGCUCCGACGACAUACAUUCGGUAAUAAUAACAUAAUAGUGUAACUCUUAGUCCAUAACACGAUGACCUGACAUUAGCUGGUGAAAUGAUAUUUAAUCUCUGAUUUUUAAAUUGAAUUGAAAUAUGCAGGCUGAGGCAACAGAUUCGUCCCUACGUGAGGGCAUUGAGGCUCUUGGAGUAAAGGAUGCGGAAAAUAAAAAUGAAGCCUGCAAAGAAGAAGAAGAAAAGGCAGUGCAACAGGAUGCUGAGAUGAUAGCUGAUGCAGAGGACACCGCAAGCAAGAAUGAAAAAGCACCAGACACAGAUGGCUUUGAAGGGGAUGCACACAUAGAUGCACCUCAACCAGACACAUCACUUCACAAAGAGUUAACGCACGAUACAGACAAGGACGGCGAAUGGGAGCUGGCCUACAGCGACGAGGAAAUGGAGAACCCCAAUAACUGGAUGCCCCCUCCCGCCGAGAUCAAGAGACUCUAUGAGAUCCUGGCUAAAGGCGAGAUGCUGGAGCUUAAUUUCGUGCCUCUUCCGAGGAGGCCGCCGACGCCUGAACGCACCCCUUCACCCGAUAGGGAUGAUGAUGACGAUGCAGAGCAGGAAAGGGAGAGGAAGGAGAGGGAACGCAAGCCUCCAACUCCAACUGAGUUUGAUUUCGAUGAGGAACAAAUGCAAGCCACCCCCAAAAAUUCUUUCAUAAACAGACGCAGAACACCAGGCUCCUCCGCUCGCUCCUCUGUCAAACGAGAAGCAAGGCUGGAUAAGGUGCUGUCGGAUAUGAAACGCCACCGUAAAAUCGAGCAGCACAUCCUUCGCACGGGUCGAGAUCUCUUCAAGAGCGAGAAGAAGCUGGAGGAGGCGCUGUCACCCAACCGCCAAAAGGAGCGCGACAAGGAACGGGAGCGAGACAGCAACCCAAACACCAUCUUCUCCCCGAGGCAGAGGAGAUACUGAACAGUACUGAGAAGGCUCUUUUUCUAAUCUAAACUUGAAUUUUUUUAAUGUAACAAUCUUUGUAUGUUUUCUAUGUCUGUUUUGUAAUAUGAUAAUAAAUAUGUUAACAGAA